AUGCAGUGCGUUGUCCUCACGUGGCCGCCCCUGCCGGCGAGGCCGCAGGUCCUUUACGAGCGCUCCGUCGCGCGGCGCUUACGCAAGCCGUCAGGGGCGGUGCCGGACAGGGACGGUGCUUACGUCAGCCCUGCGGGCGGAAGUGGGCUGUGCAACGCUGCGGCGUACCUCUCCGGGAGUCUGUGUGUGGCCUUUUAUGCUGCGGCGCCCACUGGCGGGGCUGGCGGCGGCCGCCCUGGGCCGCGCCCCGUCGGACGAAUGCCACAGGACUGCCUGCAACACCCAGUUCACUUAUACCCUGGUUGGGGCCACACCUGUGACAGGGAUGUCAGGACCAAGGCCUGUUGUCCUGAGUGGACCUUCUGGGGCUGGGAAGAGCACCCUGCUCAAGAGACUUCUGCAGGAACAUGGCAGCAUCUUCGGGUUCAGCGUGUCCCACACCACGAGGGACCCGAGGCCCGGAGAAGAGAAUGGCAAAGGGAGGUGAUGCAGCGGGACAUUGCCGCCGGGGACUUCAUUGAGCACGCUGAGUUUUCGGGGAACCUUUAUGGGACUAGCAAAGCAGCUGUGCGAGUGGUACAGGCCAUGAACCGAAUCUGUGUGCUGGAUGUGGACCUCCAGGGUGUUCGGAACAUAAAGAAGACUGACCUGAAGCCCAUCUACAUCUUUGUGCAGCCACCCUCGCUGGAAGUCCUGGAGCAGAGGUUGCGGCAACGGAACACAGAGACGGAAGAGAGCCUGGCCAAGCGGCUGGCCGCUGCCCGGGCAGACAUGGAAAGCAGCAAGGAGCCCGGCCUGUUUGACCUGAUCAUUGUCAACGACAGCCUGGACAAGGCCUACUGGGCCCUGAAGGAAGCACUCUCAGAGGAAAUCAAGAAGGCCCAAGGGACUGGCCGCUCUUGAGGAUACCAACGGCUGUGUCUUCCCUGGAUAGGACCCUGUACCCACUCUGGUGGCCAGGGUGUCCCUGGCAAGAUGGCUCUGCCUGCCUCUCUCGCCUUGCUCCCCAUGCCUAUUUCUGGGUGCCCCCGAUGAGUCCCACUCUCCUGUGGGAGUUGGGCUGGUGUCCUAAUAAAGAGCUGCUGGUGAGAGUGGCCUUGAGCCCAUG
Phyllostomus hastatus (greater spear-nosed bat) is the source of this 1108-nucleotide messenger RNA. RefSeq names its product guanylate kinase 1 (gene GUK1). Gene Ontology annotation, molecular function: GMP kinase activity. Bases 1 to 903 code for a protein of 300 amino acids. The record is from RefSeq and is a predicted model, not a curated record. Gene Ontology annotation, cellular component: cytosol. Lineage: Eukaryota; Metazoa; Chordata; Mammalia; Chiroptera; Phyllostomidae. Gene Ontology annotation, biological process: purine nucleotide metabolic process. The transcript has 9 exons.